Molecule: messenger RNA, 2454 nt
Organism: Capronia epimyces CBS 606.96
Lineage: Eukaryota; Fungi; Ascomycota; Eurotiomycetes; Chaetothyriales; Herpotrichiellaceae
Exons: 1
Coding region: 1-2454 (817 amino acids)
Cellular component (GO): Ino80 complex
Source: RefSeq, a predicted model, not a curated record
AUGACUUCCCGCGAGCCCUCCCCAGCGCCCUCGGACGGAGACACCAUCGAUGACCAACCCGAAGACACUAAGCCUGACAUUGCAGACCUAGACCCCGACCAGUCUCAGAAUGCAGAAGAUUUCUCUUCAAGUCUGACACCCGUGAGUGGACGUCGGGCAGGUCGUGCAAGGACAUCCACAGGCAGAAAGACAAAGCCCAGGGGUGGUGCGAUCUGGAUUCACGAAACGCCUCAAGAUGGGACAGAGGAUGAAGGCAGCGUCAUCUCUACCACCAGAACCAAAAAGUCGGAGGCCAGCCCAGAUCCAGAAGCCAAGACAGUAGUAGGAACGGCAGUAGGGACCAGGAGACAAGCUAACGGCACCGUGGGCUCCGUCUACUCGGGCAGCAAGAUCAGACACAUCAAAAAGCCAGAUGGCACUCCUCUGUGGCGUAAGGAGAUCCAAUUUGAAUUCCUCAAAAUCGUCACCGAGGACAACAAACCAGUUUUCACCCGAAUUAGCGACGGCCAGAAAGGAUGUACUUUUUCCGAGAUCUACGUGGAUUGCAUGGCUAGAAGCUCCAAGACAAGCAAGAUCCUCAAGGAUAGGCUUCAAAUCGAUGAACAGGCUGCACAGAACAUGGCCAUGAUUUGCCUCCUGGUCAAUGUCGGCAGGAUGAACACAACGUUGAACUUCUUCCCAGAGAUGAGGGCGCAACUGAGAACAUACCAUUCCAUCCCUUCAUUGCAAGCCUACAAGAGCCAGAAAGAUUACAAGUCACUUCAGGAUGCCCCAAGAUUAAAGAGCAUCCUGAAAGGUGCCAGCGAGGACACAGACGAACCCCGUACCAUCGCCGCACUGAAGACAAAGCCAGUUCCGCGGACCAAUCCCGUCAACCUCAUCUUUGUUCUUUCACAGUACGCGCCCACCGUUAGCGAAACACAUUUCACUGACAAGGUUGAUUUCUUUGACCUUGCCAUGCGACCGACCAUUUCCUCCGCCAGUCGAGCCAGGGCAUUCCUGUGGCUGAUGUGGUGGUACCUGGAAUCAGAUUUCACCAAAGAAGAUGCUUUGCGAAAUCCGUACGGUCCUGGCGAAUACAAAGAAGAUGAAUCCCCUGACGAUCCUGACACGAUCCCCCAACUCGUCCCGAAAUUGAUCAACAUCACAGAGGAGGAAGGGGAUGCCGAGAAUGCAGACCCUCCAGAAGAAAUCACCUUUGCGGAGAAGAUGACCAAGGAAAGAAAACGAAUCAUGCUGGAAGUUGCAAACGAGCCACCUCUAAUGAUGGCCGAUCCCAGCAACCCUGACCACAAGGUCUUGAAGAGACUCAAGAAGGGCGUGUUGUAUGGGGACGACGAUUCUCUGAUAUCUGAUGCCGAUUCGCGCGGGAGCCCUGGCUUUGGGCGUUCCCCAGCGCCCGACACUUUCGGUCCACCUGGACACGUGAUGACUCCGCUCGGUGGACAAGCAGAUAGCCUUGACGAUGACUGGGAAGCGGUCGAGCUACAUCCUGGACGCGGACGCUACAAGCGUGUCAAGGGAAAGAAUACGCCGACGCGAUCCCGAGGUGCCAAACAGAAUGACGGCCCUCGAAGUUUGCUCAAAUCGGGGCGAAACGCUGCCACACCGGAUACGGCGGAUCGCAAUCGAGGCACUCCCCAGCCUUUGCACUCGGGCGGUAACCAUUAUGGCAACAGUCAGCUCGGCACUCACCGGGGCAAGCAUGAUGUGGACUCAAGCACGGGCCGAGCAGGGGAGACAUUGGCGGGUGGAUCAGUCACCAAGUCAAGGGCCAGAACAGGGUACCAGCGCGAACUUGAGGAACAUAGACUGCGGCGAGUGGAUUGGGCUUUGAGACGGCGGCGAAGGCAGGCUCUUAAAGAAGCCCGACAGCUCAGGGAGGGGGGUCGAUGGCUGCUCAAGGCAGCGAGGCGUAUCAGCGAGUUAGCUCCCACAUAUGACAGCGAAGAGGAAGAAGGGAACGACGGUGUGGGGUUCGCGGGCUUGAUUGCUCGCAGAUGGUAUGGUGAAGAUGUCGAAGGCCAUCCCGGUCAUGUUCCGCCCGGGUAUGAACCCGACGACAAUGGCGAGGAAGCUGAGACUUGGACUAAGGUUCUGAAGAGGGCCGGUCGACGCCUGGAAGUCUGGGGCGGAGACCGCGAUGUUGCCGUGUUCAAUGCGCGAGUCCAGCAGCGUCAGCAGGUCCUGGAAGAACAUGUCGCCCCAGAACCAGUCCGAGCUGCCGCCAAUGGGACACGCAAGAAGCCUCGGAAGCGAGAACCACCGGUGCGCGUCAACAAUCUUGUCAGUGGCCGAGCCAGCAAAGCAACGCGGACCUCGGAGCAAGACCUGAACGACGAGAUCACACAAGAUCUGCUGGCUGAGAGGAGCGAUGAAGACAUGGGCGAUGAUGAGUCGGUUGAGCUGGACGGCGACGGCGACGCAGAAGAAAGCGACAUGGAGAUGGACUGA